Ogataea philodendri is the source of this 1332-nucleotide messenger RNA. RefSeq lists its product as uncharacterized. Bases 1 to 1332 code for a protein of 443 amino acids. The record is from RefSeq and is a predicted model, not a curated record. Gene Ontology annotation, biological process: mRNA 3'-end processing. Gene Ontology annotation, cellular component: mRNA cleavage and polyadenylation specificity factor complex. Gene Ontology annotation, molecular function: mRNA binding. NCBI's taxonomy places the organism in Eukaryota, Fungi, Ascomycota, Pichiomycetes, Pichiales, Pichiaceae. The transcript has a single exon.
AUGUCGACCAAGCCCCAACCUCAAGUUUCCAACAACAGCUCGUGCGUGUUGUAUUUGGGCGCUAUUCCAUAUAACUGGGAUGUUGAAAUCAUCAAGUCUGUUGUCUGUGGAUCGGGUCCUGUUGUUGAUGUUCGUUGUAUGAUGGACAACGCUUCGAAAAACAAGGGAUUUUGUUUCGUUGAGUACGCCACCCCAGACGCCGCUACUCGGGCUCUGCAGAUCUUGUCGAAAAUCAAGAUCGAGGGCCGCAAAAAACUGAGGAUCGAACUCUCUAAAGAGGGACUCAGAAACCCUGUUCCGGGACAAAAGCCAGAGCUCCAGCUCUCCCGGAAUUUCCUUCCUUCUAAUGUGAUUUUACCGCAAGAGAUGCUGACUGCCAACCCAAAUCUGCCGCCUCAGUACAACACUUACCAGCAACCUGUUCCGUCUUCUGGUGCCUCGUCCUCCUCCUCUGCCUCGACUCCUUCCGCCUCGGCUAAUAAUCCGUUUGGAAGCAGAUUUGCAGGCCAGAACAGCGACAUGUUGGCCACCAUUUCUUCGAACCCGCAACUCCAGCAAAUGGUGAGCCAAAUGAUCUCCAACGGAAUGGACAUGACUCAGAUCGGAAACGUUGUCCAGCAGUUCAACAGACAACAAUCAGGCUCCGGAUCCCAGUCUAACGGAUCUUCGCAAUUUAUGCCUACCAACCUGUCGAUGGCAUCCCAAUUCCUGCCUCUUCCGCAACAGUCUCAGCAGCCGAUCUACGCCAAGGACAAGGUUUCUGAAAUCCUGGCUACUAUUCCACCCGGAAUUUUGAUCGAACUGUUGGCGAAAUUGAAACUCAUCGUGUCUGGACCUUCGCCAAACUACACCGAGGCUGCCCAGAUCUUGCACUCCAACCCAAAGUUGGCCGUGGCUGCUGCACAGUCCUUGCUACUGAUGGGUGUGGUUGAUCUCGACGUGAUCAACCAAUCGAUGUCUGCCCAACCGCAGGCCGGUACUGCUGCUGCCGCUGCUACUCCAGCAGCGCCAUCACAGGCUUCUGUGCCUGCGCGCGAGCCGGUUGCCAUGCCGGCUACGUUUUCUCCGUUCAACCCCACCUCGCACCAGUCCACUCCAUCUCCUGUGUCCACUCAGCAAGCUCCUGCAACCACUCCGUCUCCUAUCAAUCCGGAGAAAAUCAACCCGGAUUGGCUUGGUUUACCUCGCGAGACCAUUAACAAAUUAAUGCAUAUUAACGAGCAGGAGGCCAGUUUGAUUGUCCAGGUUUUGAAGCUGACUCCGCAGCAAAUCGACAUUUUGCCCGAUAAUGAGCGUGUCAUGGCCAACCAGAUCAGAGCUCAAUACUUAUAG